Molecule: messenger RNA, 1224 nt
Organism: Tremella mesenterica DSM 1558
Lineage: Eukaryota; Fungi; Basidiomycota; Tremellomycetes; Tremellales; Tremellaceae
Exons: 1
Coding region: 1-1224 (407 amino acids)
Source: RefSeq, a predicted model, not a curated record
AUGAGGAAGGAAGGGGAGAAGUCUAGAUGGAAGAGACAAGUAGAGAGGGAGUUCCCCAUCCCAACCCCACCGAGUGCGGCGAAGUUAGCGGCCAUAGGGCUGCCAACUCCGACGGACGCGAUAGAUCUCCGAGACAAAGAUGACCAGGAUGAACUGAGUCCGGAGGAACAGGAGGAAUUGUAUCAGGUGGUUCCUGAACAAUAUCAUCCGUUCAUUGAUGUGUUUAACCCGAGGAAGGGAGGUGAAGAACUACCUCCCUCAAGGGAAUAUGAUCUGGAAUUUGAGCUUAAGGAGGGGGCGAACCUGAAGGUUGCUCCACUCUACUCCCUCGGAGAAGAUCAGAGAAGUGCGCUGAGAGACAUCCUAGAUCGCGAAAUAUCGGCCGGAAGAAUCCGACCCAGUAAUUCGCCCUACGGAUCACCGAUGUUCUUGGUACCGAAGAAAGCAAAGGGUCAAUGGCGAAUGGUCAUUGACUACCGAAAGUUAAACGAGGCAACGAUACCCGAUGCCUAUCCACUGCCUCUGAUCGGUCAGAUAACCGAAGAGCUAGGAAAAGCGAGGUACUUCAGCAAGUUAGAUCUGAUUGGAGCUUAUCAACUCCUACGGGUAAAGGAAGGACACGAGCACCUGACGGCGUUCAGGACUCAGUACGGUAUGUUCGAGUCUCUUGUUGUUCGAGAUGGUCUGCGAAAUGCUCCUGCUGUAUUCCAGCAUUUUCUGAAUGAAAGCUUCAGAGAACUGUUGGGGAAGGGAGUGGUUGUCUACAUAGAUGAUAUACUCAUCUAUGGUCAGACGUUGGAAGAAUUGAGAGGAACUACGGCGAAGGUGUUCGAAGUUCUUCGAAGGUCGAAUCUGUUCGUCAAGGCUAGUAAGUGCGAGUUUGAAAAGGAUUCGGUAGUCUUCUUGGGUUUUGUGGUCUCACGGGAGGGAGUUUCUAGUAAUCCAGAGUACAUCGACGCUGUUGUGUCUUUUCCCCGUCCCAAGAACCUAAGAGAGAGCAGAGGAUUUAUGGGAGUCGUUAGUUAUUAUCGGCGCUUUGUCCCCAACUUCUCCAGGAUUGCUAAACCGAUCAAUGAUCUCACAAGAAAGGAUGUACCGUUUGUCUGGGGUAUGGAGCAGGAAAGAGCUUUUAAAGAGUUGAAGGAUAGAAUGUGUAGGGCCCCGGUGUCACGGCCGUCGAACAACUAUUUCUUAAUAGACCGACGGUCGACGAACCUCGGCUAA